Medicago truncatula (barrel medic) is the source of this 1488-nucleotide messenger RNA. Its product is annotated as probable protein phosphatase 2C 5. Bases 78 to 1412 code for a protein of 444 amino acids. Lineage: Eukaryota; Viridiplantae; Streptophyta; Magnoliopsida; Fabales; Fabaceae. Gene Ontology annotation, molecular function: protein serine/threonine phosphatase activity. The transcript has a single exon. Gene Ontology annotation, biological process: protein dephosphorylation. The record is from RefSeq and is a predicted model, not a curated record.
AAAUAAAUAAGAUAAAGACCUGAAGUAAUUUUGCCUAUAUAUAUAACCAUCCAUCUCUAGGGCAUCUCCCAUUCCAUAUGUCAGCCUCUCUUCCAACAAAUCGCUUUUCCAAAAGCAUCCACAAUCAAACAAUGAGUCGGAAAGAAUUGUCAAAGAUUUCACCGUCGCCGGUUUCAUUGGCCACUCUCCUUGACCGUGAGCUUCGAGAAGAGAAAGGUGAAAAAAGGUUUGUUAAGUAUGGAGAAGAAAGCAUGACCAAGAAAGGAGAAGAUUAUGGUCUGAUCAAAACAUGUUGCCACCGGGUUCCCGGGGAUCCAUCAACUGCGUUUUCGGUCUUUGCAAUUUUUGAUGGGCAUAGCGGUAUAUCAGCCGCAGUUUAUGCAAAAGAAAACUUGCUAAAUAAUGUUUUGAAGGAAAUACCGAAAGAUAUUAUCAGCAGCAGCAGGGAUGCUUGGCUACAUGCCCUUCCUCGUGCUCUAGUGGCUGGUUUUGUGAAGACUGACAUGGAUUUUCAGAGUAUCAAAGGAGAAAUGUCUGGAACUACAGCUACGUUUGUUGUUGUUGAUGAGAGUAUUGUCACUGUUGCAUCUGUUGGUGAUUCGCGUUGCAUAUUAGUAGAUAAUAAAGGAGGAGGUGUAGUUUCUAUUCUUACUGUUGAUCACAGGCUGGAAGAUAACGUGGAGGAGAGGGAGCGUGUUAUUGCAAGUGGUGGUGAAGUUAAAAGACAAGAUUAUCGUGGUGGCCCUCUUCGCGUCUGGCCUGGUGGAUUAUGUCUAUCUAGAUCAAUAGGAGACGCAGAUCUAGGGAAAUAUAUUGUUCCAAUACCACAUGUUAAGCAAGUCAAACUACUUUCCAAUGGUGGCAAUGGAAGGCUUAUCAUAGCCUCUGAUGGUGUUUGGGAUGCUUUAUCGAAUGAAAUGGCAGCAGCAGCAUGUCGGGGUGUAGCUGCAGAAUUUGCUGCAAAGCUAGUGGUUGAGGAAGCUAUAAUAUCUAAAGGCUUGAGAGAUGAUACAUCAUGCAUUGUUGUAGAUAUUCCUUCUGAUCACCUCCCUGUAUUACAACGAAAUUCAACUACACAAAAGAAAUUACAUAAUCUUCUAAAACCGCUUCUUUUUCCUUUUCGAAAGAAAUCUAAGAAGAACUCUACAAACAAAGCUACCAGCAAGGUUGGUGUUGUUGUGGAAGAUUUAUUUGAAGAGGGUUCUGUGUUUAUAGAAAGGUUUGGCAAUGAUUUUUCACUUAAUAACAACUCUGAUCAGAUUUUCAGCUGUGCGAUUUGCCAAGUGGAUCAACGCCCUGGAAAUGGUAUAUCAAGACCGUUGAAUUCUCCAUUGGAAGUCCCAUUUUUCUGCACAAACUGUCGGAAGAAAAAAGUUAUAAUGGAAGGAAAGAGGCCAAUGGUCUAUCAGUAGUUAUAUACUAUUAUGAAUUGACUUCAAUUUUGCAUUGUUUAAUUUUUCAUGGAUUUUGAAUCGUAUGUUGGUUGAG